AGCCAGGUCAUCCCAACCGAAACGCAUGGUUGAUACACAGGCCCUUAUUCGGCACAAACGUGCCUCCUUGAAGUCCCGGGAUACUCAUUUCAUCGCGAAAAAGAGAGAAUACCGGAGGUUCGUUGAGCAACUGGGUUCUUCAGAAAGUGAACAAUGUCCAAACAUGAGUCAGAUGCCGAUGGUCAUCAUGCGUCAUCAGAUAUUAAACCAAUGCUCCGUUGUAAAAGCGGAUACAUGGAGCAUGAAAUGAACAACAACGAAAUCGGAGUCAAAGACAUGUCUGAAGAGAUGCCUGUGAUUUUCGUGAUCGAAUCUGUGAUGCGCACUUUGAAGAGGCAUCCACAUUUUCUGAAGAGUGAUUCCUGGGAUGCGCUUCUCACGGAAUACGGACAGAAACUCAUCCAACUGGAAACCUUAGGAAGAGCCUGGGCUGAUGAUGUUCGCCGGCAGAACACUGGGGAUUUCUUCAGUCGCCUCAAAUCCGUCGUCCUCAAGGUGUUGGAGGUUGCUGAGGGAAAUUACUCCCCAGGGAUCGUCGGGCUAGAGUUCUUCACAGAUCCGAUCAUGUGCAGCUACUUGGGCCACCUUUUCUUCGGAUUUUGCGCAGACAUGGACAACGAAGAGGAUGUCGUCGAAGCGGUGCGUUUCAUCGCGACUUGCGUGGAUUUGCCGAGUCGGUUGCAACGACUGAAUCUGCGUUUCGGCAAGAGUGACUACGACAGUGUGGUGGAGAUGGAAGUACGAGUGAUUAUGCGACACUUGUUGCUGAGCUGGCACGCGUCGAGAGUGUUGCCAUCAUCGGAGCUUGGCGAUGCUAAGACUAAAAGGGCGAGUCAACGUCAGCGUUUCGCCUGUACUGUGAUGAACGCAAUGCUUGAGGCUGUCGGAGACUAUCGCUUCUGUGUCAUGCUCGUCUUCGGUCCGACCUUGUGUGAAGAGACGCAUGUACUGGGUCCCUUCUUGCGCCAGUUGCGGAAAACUGAGCAAACGGAGAAUUUAUCUGAGUCAUCUCUCCGGUUUUUGGCUGCGUUCGACGGAGAAACAAAAACUGGUGAUGCAAUCACUGAUGAUGAGUCGAAGAAGCAGAAGACAAUGAUGAUGAUGAUGAUGCGAGUGCCAGUUUUGUCGGUGCGGCGAAUCAACUGGGAAUCGCAGUCGGAACGGGUUCUGCUGACGGGUUUCGACACGAGAAGAGAGUUGGCGGAAUUGGGAUCAUAUCUGAAAGUGCUUCUGGGAAAAGGGCACAGUUUGAAGGCUUUUCGUAUUUUUGAUCUCCUGACUUCUCAAGGGGAAAUGUGGUUCCCCGAGAACAGUGCUGCUUUGGCAACACUGGCUGGGGUUGAAAUGAUGCGUCACUUUGCUCGAACAGCCGUGAGACACCCGACUGGGCCGAUCUGCGAAAUCGCCGCCUUGAUUUUGUCCGAGUACAAGCUUAAUGAAGAUGUGGAAGAGACGGUGUCUGUGAUGGAGGAAUUCGGGGCGGAAGCUGAGUUCCGGUGGACGUUCGAAGAGUUGCGAGCGGAAGUUGUGAAUCGCAUCCGUCGCACUUGGCGGGAAAUCCUCGAGUCGUCAUCCAAGAACGACGACGACGAUGACCAUCAGCAGGGAAAUUCCUGGUUCGCUGAAGGCAUGGUUUGCUUGAACGUGAUCCGGGCACUCAUGGGCUACGAUAAUAUCCGCACGCAGUGAUGAUUGAUCGUAACGUCAGUUGAUUAAUUCGAGGAUGAUCGUGCGACGACGUGUUACUUUUUUUCUUUUUUAGAACUGUUCUUGUUGAUCUGAGAUUUAUGCUGAUGAUGUGUCGUCGAACGGGGAAUGUUGUUGUUGCUUCGUUCGUGUUUCCAUGAAAAGGGGAGAUUUUGCCAAAAUUUGACUGCUGUGAUUCGAACGAAACUAUACGAGAAGUACCUUGAGCUUUGCUCUCGAAAUUAGCGGAAACUGUUCAGUGAUGUUCUUCGUAAUACUCGUGACUGAAUUUUUUUUUGUACAGUACAGUACAUAUAUCAUCACCAACAGAAACAUGUAAGACGAUCCUGAAAGCGCAAUUUUUUUUAAAUAAAAUUUGCUUGCGUAUCGGCCGCACUUUGAUCGAGUCAAACCUUAUGCGGAUGAUAAACAAAUCAUGAAGAAAAAUCGAAUUAUAGUUUAGAAUAUUUUAUUUUCCAGUUGAUGAAUCAAGAAAUAUAACGGAUGACCCUUUAUUGCUGUAAAGGGCUCUAGAAAGCGUGAGCACGGUCGAAUUUUGGCUUCUGUGUUCCUAGGAAAUCUUAGGAAUAUAUCUAGAAUUAUUCCGAGUCUUUGUUCUUUUCAGCAUUACUUAUGGACCUUAUUUUGUUUGUAAAUAUGUUUGUAAUCAAGGAAAAAUCCAAUUUUGAUUCACUUUACAUGCGAAUAUGUGGCCGAUUAUUCGUCUAUGGACUCUAUGCCGUGAGUUCAUCAUAGUGAAUCAUUUUCGUGAAGAGUCAUCCUCCUGGAUUUGAUUUUGCAUCGUUUUCUCGCUGAAAAGAAAUGUCUACUCUUCUGUGCACAUCAUUGGGCGACAUUUCUUCGGCAGUUUAGAGAAUACCGAGUAUCCAAAAAGACUUCUGCAGUUAUCCUGUGUCACUGGACGGACAUUUUGAUCGACGUUUGUGUCUGAAAACAUUUUCUCAUUCGAAUCGAAAUUUAUGCGAGGACUUCUUUUAUGACAAACCAACGAUUCAAGUGCAAUGCGUUUUGUGAUGUUCUUGGACGAUUCGUUGUUCCACCAAAGGUGGUUGUUUUUCCUGGUAGAUCGAGAUGAAAAUUAGUUUCAAUCAAGCAGAGUGUCAUGGAUCUCAUAUGAUGGAAACUUUAGAGAAGUGUGUGUGUUCCGGAUUUGUAUAAGGAAUGAAGAACUUGGAUAUGAUA
Molecule: messenger RNA, 2889 nt
Organism: Notodromas monacha
Lineage: Eukaryota; Metazoa; Arthropoda; Ostracoda; Podocopida; Cyprididae
Source: the annotation of a GenBank genome assembly